Owenia fusiformis is the source of this 551-nucleotide messenger RNA. NCBI's taxonomy places the organism in Eukaryota, Metazoa, Annelida, Polychaeta, Sabellida, Oweniidae. The record is from the annotation of a GenBank genome assembly.
GGAGAUAACCCUCCUUAUCAAAAGUAUGAAACAAAUAUUCUAGAAGUAUCCUCCACCAGUGCAUAAGUUAAAAUGGAGGGCAAUGCAGAACAUCCUAUGAGAGUGGCAGAUAUUCCCAAAUUUUGGUUGGAGAAGACUAUGACAAAGCUUCAUGUGAAUGACCUGAACAAGAAUGGAAUAUGGGAUGCUGAAGACAUGAUGAUGGCUGCAGACAAUAUCAUAAGAAUAGGUAACCUCACUGGCGCAGCAGCUGAAAAGGUACGUAGAGGUAUGCAAACAAUAAGUGACACAGCCAGUCACUUUAAAACUGCAACUUCACUUGAGCAGUGGCUGGUCGAAGAGUACAAACUAGCCAAAGAUAUUCAACGCUCUACAUUUUGUGCCGACAUCUUUGCAACAUCUUUCUUCGAGAUAUUCAAUAUUGAUUCUGAUGGCUUUGUCUCGAUGGAUGCUUUUAUGACAUACUGGAGAGCCUACAAUUUGGACCCCGACUUUGCGUACACACAGUUUGCAUACAUGGAUACAAACAGAGAUGGAAAGAUCAGCAAGGC